Alternaria postmessia is the source of this 1392-nucleotide messenger RNA. RefSeq lists its product as uncharacterized. Gene Ontology annotation, molecular function: NAD+ binding. The transcript has 3 exons. Lineage: Eukaryota; Fungi; Ascomycota; Dothideomycetes; Pleosporales; Pleosporaceae. Bases 1 to 1392 code for a protein of 463 amino acids. The record is from RefSeq and is a predicted model, not a curated record.
AUGCAAUACGCGCCCGUCACACGUAUCACUGCCACGUCGGUCACACUCGCACCUUGCUCUUGUUUUCGAAAAAACGUCCGUCACUUCACGUCCUUCAAAAUAGGUCGCAAACACAAAGCGCAUCGCCAACAGGCGCAGCAAAACAAGCCGUGGCGCAACGCGGAAAAAGGUCGCAAAGGCAAAGGCAAAAGAGGCAGGAUGGGCCAAGAUGAAUCGCGGGUGGUAGACCCUACUGCACCACCCCAAACCCUAGAAGCACGUACUUUGGAGGCUUUGGCACAAUAUGUCAAGGAUGGGCGUGCGCAAAAGAUUGUUGUUAUGACAGGUGCAGGCAUAAGUACUUCAGCCGGCAUACCAGACUUCAGAUCACCAGAAACCGGCCUAUACGCCAACCUCAGUCGCCUGAACCUGCCAUAUCCCGAAGCCGUCUUCGACAUCGAUUUCUUCCGCAAGACCCCAGAGCCCUUCUACGCGCUCGCUCAAGAACUAUACCCCGGAAAGUUCAGGCCGACGAUAACACAUUCCUUCAUAAGCUUGCUGCAUCAAAAGGGGCUGCUGUUGAAGCUGUUCACACAGAACAUUGAUUGUCUGGAGCGCGAGGCUGGAGUCCCCGGCGACAAGAUUAUUGAGGCGCACGGCAGUUUCGCAUCGCAAUGUUGCAUCGACUGCAAGAAGUCGUAUCCCAAAGAGCGCAUGAACGAAGCCAUCCGCGACAAAUCAGUGCCUCACUGUGUCGAUUCGUCCUGUAACGGCCUCGUCAAACCCGAAAUCGUCUUCUUUGGGGAACAAUUACCCUCCGCCUUCUUCGACAACCGUAGCCUCCCCGCACAAGCCGACCUGUGCAUAGUCAUGGGCACGUCGCUCAGCGUACACCCCUUCGCUUCGCUGCCGCAACUUUGUGAAGACCAAACCCCGCGUCUGCUUAUAAAUUCGGAGAGGGUUGGUGAUAUGGGCCAACGAACCGAUGACGUGCUGCUACUGGAAGAUUGCGAUAGUGGCGUGAGGAAGCUGGCAGAGGUCUGCGGGUGGCUGGGUGAACUAGAAGCGCUCUGGGCUACCACGGCACCGGUAUCUGAAGAAGAUCCAGUGGCGCCUAAGGAAGAAGUCAAGAAGAGCCACGAUGAGUUGCUGGAGGAUGAAGUCGAGAAGCUUACGCGGGAGGUGGAGGAAAAUCUGAGGUUGAAUCAAGCAGAGCAUGAAUGGCUUGAUAACCACGUCGAUAACAAGCUGGCAAGGAAACACGAAGAGGUUCAGGUCGGAGACCGUUCUGCGACUGAAUUCCAACCAACUGUCGAUCCGGAAUCUAGGACAGGUCCAAGCGAGUCGAAAACGAACCCAGGAGGUGGUGGGCUUGCCCAUGUGUUUCCCCACAUGAACAAGUCAUCGCUCUAG